AUGGUACUAUUAAAUACGAAGAAGUCAAUAUUUUUUAUAAUAAUCUUCAACACAUGUUGCUUAACUAUUUAUAUAAAUGGGGAGGAUUCCAGUGAUUCUGAUGAUGAUCGUCUAAAACAAGCGUUAGUUUUAGUUGAUAUUUUAAAAUUAGAGUACGUGAAAACUCUGCGGGAAAAUGAAAUUUUUCGGAAAAAGGUACCUGCUUCCUCGGAAGAACAAUCAACCUGUGCCUCUACUACAGAAGGAAUCUUAAACGUAUCACAAUACAAUGUUACUAGUAAUAACAUAACAAUCGUAUCGACAGCGACGUCUCCGUUACCGCCUAAACCUACGUUAUCUCAAGAACAAACAACAAUCGUUAUAUCACAAUCACAACCAACACCGCUUGGGCCAAAAUUGCCUCUGUCGCCUGUUUAUGCUAAAAGCUGGCCCUCUGCAACAAUUCUACAACCGCAAAAUCCUCAAGCAGUCGGCAAUGUACAAUGGGUAUCCGAUCGACCACAACUACAACCCUUAGGAGAACGACAACUAUUGAACGGUGGAUAUAGGCGUAUGCUACCCAGGGAUUAUUACUAUUAUUUCGAUAAUCCUAUGAGCAUUGAUGGAAAUGCCAAUAUUAGACAAAUGCCAUUUUUUUACAGAAGGAUGCCUAAUGGAGAUUCAAGAUUACAAUAUGGGGAUCCAUCAUUGAGCUCACCAAAUUUAAUAAAUAGUGUUAAGAACUAUGUCACAACUGCAACUCCUGUUAGACUUACUACGACGUCUGCGGUUCAUGAAACAAAAUAUGUCAACGAAAAAAUACAGAGCACAAAAAAAGAACAACCAAAGGUAAUAACUAACAAGAAUGGCCGCAGAAGAAAUCCUAUAUUAGAUCAAGUUGCACGAGAGUUGAUUAACGAAGUAGGUGCCGCCGGAGAAGACAUCGAAAGAGUUACCCCUAUCAAAAUUAAACACAAUACCGUAAAAAAACUGUUGCGAUCAAAUGUUAUGAAAAACAAUGUAAACCAUAAAAGGACAUUCACUAAGACCACAAUUAGAGUACAUAUGGAUAGAAGCACAAGACUGCAGCUGCCGUUAUCAGAAAAUAAUGCCUUCUGCUUCCUAAGUCCGAAAAGUGCUCUUUGUCGUUCAUCGAUAUAA
Chilo suppressalis (striped riceborer) is the source of this 1140-nucleotide messenger RNA. The record is from the annotation of a GenBank genome assembly. Lineage: Eukaryota; Metazoa; Arthropoda; Insecta; Lepidoptera; Crambidae.